Loxodonta africana (African savanna elephant) is the source of this 1329-nucleotide messenger RNA. It is a transcript of the gene PRRX2, whose product is annotated as paired related homeobox 2. Gene Ontology annotation, biological process: regulation of transcription by RNA polymerase II. The record is from RefSeq and is a predicted model, not a curated record. The transcript has 4 exons. Gene Ontology annotation, cellular component: nucleus. Gene Ontology annotation, molecular function: RNA polymerase II cis-regulatory region sequence-specific DNA binding; DNA-binding transcription factor activity, RNA polymerase II-specific. The coding region runs from base 241 to 1005 and encodes 254 amino acids. NCBI's taxonomy places the organism in Eukaryota, Metazoa, Chordata, Mammalia, Proboscidea, Elephantidae.
GGAGCUGUGUUUUUAGCAACUUCAGAGGGAGCGAAGGAGGCUGAGAAGGGGAGGGAAGAAAGUUUGUUUCCCCCCCGACGUCAGCGCCGGGCGGGCCGGGGCGGCCGCAGAGCGAGGAGGCGGCGGCUAGCGGGGCAAAGCGUGGGGCGGCCGGGGCGCGCUCGCUCCGACCCGCGCCGGCGACCCCCGCCUCGGACCGCGCCGGCGACCCGCGCCUGCUGCCCCGGGCCGCUCGCGGGCAUGGACAGCGCCGCCACCGCUGCCUUCACCCUGGACAAGCCAGCGCUGGGCCCGGGGCCGCCGCCGCCGCCGCCGGCGCUGGGGCCCGGCGACUGCGCCCAGGCGCGCAAGAACUUCACCGUGAGCCACCUCCUGGACCUGGAGGAGGUGGCGGCGGCCGGGCGGCUUGCGGCGCGUCCCGCCGCCAGGGCCGAGACGCGGGAGGGCGCGGCGCGGGACCCGUCCGGGGGCAGCAGCGGCAGCGAGGCGACGCCGCAGGACGGUGAGUGCCCCAGCCCGGGACGCGGCGGCGCCGCCAAGCGGAAGAAGAAGCAGCGGCGAAAUCGCACCACGUUCAACAGCAGCCAGCUGCAGGCGCUGGAGCGCGUGUUCGAGCGCACGCACUACCCCGACGCCUUCGUGCGGGAGGAGCUGGCCCGGCGAGUCAACCUCAGUGAGGCGCGCGUCCAGGUCUGGUUCCAGAACCGUCGUGCCAAAUUCCGCCGGAAUGAGCGAGCCAUGCUGGCCAGCCGCUCCGCCUCACUCCUCAAGUCCUACAGCCAGGAGGCUGCCAUCGAGCAGCCCGUGGCUCCCCGGCCCACCGCCCUGAGUCCAGAUUAUCUCUCCUGGACAGCCUCAUCUCCUUACAGCACGGUGCCACCCUACAGCCCUGGAGGCUCUGGCCCCGCAACCCCAGGGGUCAACAUGGCCAACAGCAUCGCCAGCCUCCGUCUCAAGGCCAAGGAGUUCAGCCUGCAUCACAGCCAGGUGCCCACGGUGAACUGACAGCCGGCCUGCAGGGACCCAGCUGCUUCUUUUGUCCAACAACAGAAGGGAGGGCAGACACACAGGAAUGUGACCUUCUCCUGUCCCCUGUCCCUGGGACAGGCUGGUUGGGCUGUCUUGGCCUCUCUCUCCAGCCUGGACUCCUGACCCCGAGAGGCUGCUGAGGCGCCUGGAGCCCGGCUCAGCUCCUUUAUCCACGACCAGCCCCAACUGCGGCCCCAUGACCGUUGGAGGGUUUGGGCCGAAGGCGGAGCAGGAGCUCGCCAAGGACCUCAUUUACUUUGUGUAUUAAAACCAAAAAGCUUUUGUCUUUAAAAAAUAAAA